Phialemonium atrogriseum is the source of this 324-nucleotide messenger RNA. RefSeq lists its product as uncharacterized. The record is from RefSeq and is a predicted model, not a curated record. Lineage: Eukaryota; Fungi; Ascomycota; Sordariomycetes; Cephalothecales; Cephalothecaceae. The coding region runs from base 1 to 324 and encodes 107 amino acids. The transcript is spliced from 4 exons.
AUGUCUACAAGCUCUGCCUUCUGUUUCUCUACAAGCUCUGCCCCCUCACAGCCUAUGCUCGUCGCCGUAUUUAAGCAGAUCUACAGGCGUAGGUGCCAAUGCACCACGUGCGUCAACUUCGUCGCCUGCAAGAAAUGCUACGGCCGCAUCGGCAAGUAUCACAAGAUGGAUAACGAGCCGACGCACACAUUCGAGAUAGACUCCAGCUCUGUUGAGUUUCAGGAUCCGCCGACUCCGUUUGCCGAAGCGCAUGACAAUGGCCUAGGCGGCAGUCUGGAGGCUGUGGCAGCCUUGGACGAAAUUGACCUCGAUGACGAGAUCUAA